Molecule: messenger RNA, 1184 nt
Organism: Arachis stenosperma
Lineage: Eukaryota; Viridiplantae; Streptophyta; Magnoliopsida; Fabales; Fabaceae
Exons: 13
Coding region: 69-989 (306 amino acids)
Source: RefSeq, a predicted model, not a curated record
UUCAAAACUUGAUUUUACCGCCAAAAUCGUUCUCCGAAUCGAUCAUUCUCUCUCUGGUUGUGAAGGAGAUGGAGGAGUACUUACUGUGCAUGAAGACUUUGCGCUCUCAAAUGAACGAUGUGGAGGAUCAAGCGGCUAAGAUCUCAGUAGAAGAGGAAACGCAACUCACCAACGUUCGCACGAUGGAAAAAGAUAUCGAAUCAGUGAAAUCGGAAGUUAAAAGAACGAAGGAAGAUACUGAACAAAUGAAGAAAGUGAUGGGUGAGCUAUGCUCUAAGAUAUUGGAGAAUCAGAAAAAGAUUGCCUCUUUGGAAUCUGAUAUCUCCAAGCUUACACAGACCCUGGAACUUAUUCAUCAAGAGAAAGUUGGGUUGUCUGCCAAACUUUCAGAGAAGAGAGCCUACUAUACCAAGGUUGAGGAGGACUUGAGCGCCAAAUUGCAGAAGCAACAGGAGUGGCACAGAACUAAGAUGACUAGUAGAAAAUUGAAAGAGCAUGAGAUCAAGGAAAAAGUUGAUUUACAGAAAAGUAAAACCAAAGGCAUGACUCAUGCUUCUUGUGAUCAUUGUGAUUGGUGCCACAAGAUCUAUGGUUCAGUAGGAAAAAGUAUGGGGAAGGCUGCAGCCGAUGGUAACUGUAUCAUGGAGAACCUGGGGAGUGAUGCAAGGAAGAGCAUAAUCACUAAACUGGAUUCAGCUAAAGGAAGGCUUAAUGAAAUUCUUAAUCUAAAAUCCAAGAUGCUUAUGGAGAACAACAAGAUAAAACUCGCUAUUGAGGAUCUGAAAUGCAAGACAAAUGAUUUUAAGCUAGAGCUAAAAGCUGCAGAUAUAACGGUUCUUCAAGAAGAAUAUAACGCACUUAUGUCUGACAAAGCUGGAGAAAUAGAGUACUUGCAGUCUCUGGGGAAACAAGUUGACAAACUCAAGGAGAUCCAUCAUGUGGUAAAAUGUGCCUGUGGGGAGGAAUUUACUGUGGCAGUGAACAUGUAAUUUUCCAGAGAGAACACCGAUAUCAAGACACCGCAUAUUCCGUUCAUAUUGAUCUUGAUCAAAUAAUAUUAUACCAUUAAAAAAUAGCAAACAUUUAAGUUCUGCAGUAGAUGUUGUUUGGUUAAUUGGAACCGAGUAUCUUAGAAUAUGAUCAUUCUAGUAGUAAAUAAUAUACUAGUGUUUCAUGUAAUGGAU